UCGCGGACACGUGACGUGACUCGCCCCGAGGAGAGCCUUUCAGAUUUUAGAUAACCCUGCCACUGUGUCCAGAAAAAACACCCAGGAAAGACCGCGGCAACUCAAUCAGUUCCCUACGCUGUUGCCUGCGCUCAUGAGCUGCGUGGCAUAACGAGACGAUGCAAAUCCUUCAUUCCUUCAAUUCCCUCCCUCUUCUCAACUCUUCUCCACCAUUUUCGAUAUGUGCAGUUGCCAUUAACGCCAUCCAAGGCAAAGCUUUUUCUUUUCCCCCCAAUCUUCCUCUAUCAAAAACCUCAACUUUCAGCUUCUCCGUUACUGGGUCUCUUCCCAAUAGCUUGUUUUUGGCUGAGGAUUUUCCAUUUUGCAGAAGUACCCACGUCCCCUUUUGCUCUGCCAGUGACGUUUCCGAAAAAUUUUCGAGUACCCAAUUGCCCGCGAAGCCUCAAAAUGGGAGCAAUCAAGAGAGUGAAGAACUUGAGUUGCUGGGUAAGCCCUCUCAUGUUCCGGUGGACAAUGGAUCUUUUUCUAAAGUAGACAACAAAGAAGAGGCUUUAGCGCCGUUUUUGAAGUUCUUCAAGCCUAGAGAUUCAUUAGAACAAGGAAAAAAAGAUGGAGGCGAAUCAGAAAUUUCUAAGGAAGUUGAGCAGGAUAGCGUAAUCGAGACAUCGGAUAAGGUUUCUGUUCAGUAUUAUGAGCCGAAACCGGGUGAUCUCGUGGUGGGUGUGGUCGUUUCGGGUAAUGAGAAUAAACUUGACGUGAACGUUGGAGCGGAUCUUCUGGGAACGAUGUUGACGAAGGAGGUGCUCCCAUUGUAUGACAAGGAAAUGGACUACUUGCUGUGCGACGCGGGGAAGUAUGCUGAGGACUUUAUGCUUCGUGGGAAGAUGGGAAUUCUGAAGAAUGAUGAUGCUCUGAGUGGUGAGGCUGCGUCUGGGAGGCCUGUUGUUGACGCUGGUACGGUGCUUUUUGCCGAGGUUCUUGGAAGGACGCUCAGUGGGAGACCAUUGCUCUCCCCAAGACGGCUUUUUCGCAAGGUUGCUUGGCAUCGAGUCAGGCAGAUAAAACAACUAGGCGAACCCAUUGAGGUUAGAAUCACCGAGUGGAAUACUGGUGGUCUCCUUACAAGAAUUGAGGGUUUGCGAGCUUUUCUUCCUAAAACUGAGUUGAUGAAUAGAGUUAGAAACUUUGCUGAGUUGAAGGAAUAUGUGGGACACAGAAUGCAUGUGAAGAUUACUAGAAUAGAUGAACCUAAUAAUGAUGUAAUUCUCAGUGAGAAGGAAGCUUGGGAGAUUUUACACCUUCAGGAGGGGACACUUUUGGAAGGAACUGUUAGAAAAAUUCUCCCUUUUGGAGCUGAGAUAAGGAUAGGGGAAUCUAACAGAAGUGGGCUGCUGCAUCUCAGAAACAUCACUCGGGGUAAAAUUACUUCUGUUGGUGGCUUGCUAACAGUUGGUGAGAAGAUUAAAGUUCUGGUAGUGAGUUCUACAGUUCCUGGAAAAAUAUCUCUUAGUACUGCUGAGCUUGAAAGUGAGCCUGGCCUAUUUCUAUCAAACAAAGAGGUGCUUACCCUUCUGCAAGAUGCCUUACUGGCUUACUAUCACUCUAGUUUUGAGUUGUCAAUACUUGUCCUGUACUCAACUAAACAAAACUUUACUGUGGGCAGAGAGUAUUUUCUGAUGCUGAACGUAUGGCAAAGAAGUACAAGCAAACACUGCCAGCCCUUGCGGCGACUCGUGUGUUAGAACCUCUUUCAACCGAACUUCCAUCCUUCGACAGUGAAGCAAAUUUGUAUUCAAAUUGGAGAUGGUUCAAAUUCGAGAGGCAUAGUUCAUCAGAUUGAUUUGUAUGGUUUCUCUUUGAUAUUAUAAUGUUCAGAAAGGGAGGACUAGGAAGUGGCAAGGCUAUUAUAAUUCCUACCUCUUUAAGGUAGUGGUGCCUUGACAUGGAGAGAAAAGCCAGCGAAUGCAAAAUAUCAUAAAUCAUUGGAAAUGAAAUAUUUUUUUCCUUCCUUUUCCCCCUUUAGUUCAUAAUGCGUAUUGAGCCUCGUGUAAAAUUUUCCUAAACAGGGCUUUCGAUGAUCACAGCCCAAACCUGAUUUUCCUUCAAAUCGAGUAUAUUCUUGUCUGUA
This is a messenger RNA of Malania oleifera, 2128 nucleotides long. Its product is annotated as protein PIGMENT DEFECTIVE 338, chloroplastic. Lineage: Eukaryota; Viridiplantae; Streptophyta; Magnoliopsida; Santalales; Ximeniaceae. The transcript has 7 exons. Bases 159 to 1742 code for a protein of 527 amino acids. Gene Ontology annotation, molecular function: RNA binding. Gene Ontology annotation, biological process: RNA stabilization. The record is from RefSeq and is a predicted model, not a curated record.